CUUCCUCAGAUGAUGCUGCCACUCCUGCUCCUGUUGGCCUUUCACCUGCUUCCUGGAUCUAUAGCAGAGGAGAUCAUUGGAGGUCAUGAAGCACAACCUCAUUCACGUCCAUACAUGGCGCUUGUGGCAUUACUUCGUGAUGAUGGCAAAUGGCAAACGUGUGGUGGUUUCCUUGUGGAAGAAGAUAUUGUCCUGACAGCAGCUCACAUUCCAAGAAGCCCCAUGACUGUCAUCUUGGGGGCUCAUGACUUUCUGUUGCAAGAAGAGACACAGCAGAAAAUUCCUGUGAAAAAAGCAAUCCCGCACCCUAAUUUUAUCGAUGCGACCAGUGGAAAUGACAUCAUGAUACUACAGCUGAAGACAAAGGCCCAACUGACUCCAGCUGUGGGCCUGCUCCCCCUGCCUGGUGAUAGUGACCAGGUGAGGCCUGGUCAGGUGUGCAGUGUGGCUGGCUGGGGACGGAUCACUCAGAAUGAAACAACAAGCAAGCUUCAUGAAGUGGAUCUUAUCAUUCAAGAGCCCUUCCAGUGUGAACACCGCUUCCUGAAUUAUGACAGAACAUCUCAGUUGUGUGUAGGAGACCCUCAGAAACAGAGGUGUUCCUUUAAGGGAGACUCUGGAGGCCCCUUGGUAUGUGGAAAUGUGGCUCAGGGUAUUGCCUCCUAUGGAAAGGAAGAAGGAAUUCCCCCACGUGUCUUCACCAAAAUCUCCAGUUUCUUACCCUGGAUAAAGAAAACAAUAAAACAUCUCCAACUGGAAGAAUCACCUUGA
Molecule: messenger RNA, 771 nt
Organism: Elephantulus edwardii (Cape elephant shrew)
Lineage: Eukaryota; Metazoa; Chordata; Mammalia; Macroscelidea; Macroscelididae
Product: granzyme H-like
Exons: 5
Coding region: 10-771 (253 amino acids)
Biological process (GO): proteolysis
Cellular component (GO): intracellular membrane-bounded organelle; cytoplasm
Molecular function (GO): serine-type endopeptidase activity
Source: RefSeq, a predicted model, not a curated record